This is a messenger RNA of Osmia lignaria (orchard mason bee), 4373 nucleotides long. The record is from RefSeq and is a predicted model, not a curated record. Lineage: Eukaryota; Metazoa; Arthropoda; Insecta; Hymenoptera; Megachilidae.
UUACAGCCAAUUUCAGUAUGAGUUUGCAUAUAUAGAUAGUGAUAUGUAGUUUGCAAUAUGAUUUUUGUAACCGUUGCCUUCAAAAAAAUUGUCUUUUGCAAGAACAAACUUAUUGGUUGUGAUACGUAUUAUACAAGUCUGUAUUUUCCUUAUUUUAAUAUAAAGCAAUUUUAAGUGAUAGUCGAUUAUAAAACAAUCUUUCUGAAGGUCUAGUGUGCAUGCGCUAGGUGUACUCGAUCGAGAAAGUGGUGUUAUUUUACCUGAGGCAUAUGACGGACGUUAACAAUUUCUUUUUUAAUUUAACUACUAAUUCGCAACAAGAAUUAGCCAGAUGAAGAUAAUGUCAGAUGAUGAUGCUGCAUUGGACUCAAUGGAUACAGAAGAAGAUAUUUUUUCUCCAAGGGUCCGCAGUCUUGGCUCUAAUGUUAGAAGGGUUAAAAAUUUGCGUACUCUACGAUCAAAUUCUACUUCUCAUAUAUCUGUGAACAAUUUAAGCGUACGCCGUAGUACCCGUAAUAGAAUGCAAACAUAUGAUAAUCUUAACACUAGCUGGAUUUUAGGAACUCAAACAUUGAAAGGUUAUCCUAUGUUUCAACAACAUGGUUCUUCAUCUGAUAAAGAAAUGGUGGAUGAAGUACCUGAAAGGAAGCGUGAUGUUAGGGACCGUAUGCCUCUUAGAUCACGUGAAAAUCACCCUCCUAAUAAAAAUCCAACAAGACAUAUUAGGGAAAGGGCUGAACAUGAUAGGCAAAAUAAUAGAGAACUUAGAGGCAGAGGUGAUCGUGAUCUUAGAGAAAAAACAGAACAAGAGAAAGAUAUUAGAGAUCUUAAGGAAAGACAAGAAAGAGAGAGGACAGAGAGAGAACAUAAAGAUAAAAUAGAAACCAGAAGUAAAUCGAAUGAAGAGAAAGAUAUAAGAACAAGAAAAUCUGAUAGCCCAAGUAGACUUAAAGAAGGACCUGUUACAAGACUUGGUGGUAGCUUAGGUGAAAAAGAUGUAAAGCCUAAAGUAGAUCAAGAUGAAGCUGAUGAAGAUAGCUUGCAAGAAAGUGAAAAGGCUGAAAAUAAUGAUAAUUAUGAAAAUGAAGAUGGUUACGAAGACAUGUAUACACGUAUUAAACGAACUAGAAGAAAAGCACAGCGGCAAUUACCGAGAGGUGAAAAACUUACAGUGGUAGAUAGUGAUUUAAGUGAAUCGUCUGAUUCUCCUGGUCCUAGAAAAUACAGUUUACGUCAAAAAAAGCCUACUGUAGAUAGAUUUCAAGCUAACGUAGAACCAGUUCGACGGUCUAUAAAAGCACUUAGAAGUGUUCUCAGUAAUUCGAUGAGAAGGCGUAAACAUAGAAGCAAAAGUACAAGCUCUAGUGAUUCCAGCGAUUCGGAACCUCAACGUUAUGAUAAAAAGAAAAGCAAAAAAGCAAGGCAAUCAGCAAUACCUCAGGGUGGACCACCUCAUCGUAAAGCGGAUAUAAAUCCAAUUACUUUAGAUACUAAUAUUAGGUUCAGUGAUGUCGGAGGCUUAGAAUCACAUAUUCACUGCCUUAAAGAAAUGGUGGUUUUUCCUAUGAUGUACUCAGAUGUGUUUGAACGCUUUCACAUUACACCACCGAAAGGAGUACUUUUUCAUGGUCCACCAGGAACUGGUAAAACGUUAAUAGCUAGAGCAUUGGCAAAUGAGUGUAGUCAGGGGAGUAGGAAAAUGGCAUUCUUUAUGAGAAAAGGCGCGGAUUGUUUAUCUAAAUGGGUCGGAGAAUCGGAGCGGCAAUUGCGACUAUUGUUUGAGCAGGCUCAACUAAUGAAACCGUCCAUAAUAUUUUUUGAUGAAAUUGAUGGCCUUGUACCUGUUCGUAGUACGAAACAGGAUCAAAUUCAUGCUAGUAUUGUGUCUACACUUUUAGCGCUUAUGGAUGGCCUCAGUGAUAGAGGAGAGGUUAUAGUUAUCGGAGCAACAAAUAGAAUAGAUGCUAUUGAUCCAGCACUACGGAGACCCGGUCGUUUCGACCGAGAAUUAUUUUUUCCCUUACCUUCUAUGAAAGAAAGAUUAGAAAUAUUAAAAAUUCACGUUAGUAAAUGGAAAAAUCCUCCACCAGAUCAAUUGUUAGAAACAUUAGCUGAAAAAGCAACGGGUUAUUGUGGUUCAGACCUCAGAGCUUUAUGUACCGAAGCAGUUUUGCAAGGGUUGAGAAGAACGUAUCCCCAAAUAUACAUGACUAGCAAUAGAUUACUUUUAGAUCCUGAACGAGUUGAAGUAAAGAAACGAGAUUUUUUACAAGCAAGUUCUAUUCUUGUACCUUCAUCACAAAGAGUCUCGCCGUGUGCCCGAAGAAAAUUGGAACCCUUUAUGGAACCGUUAUUAGGGCCUUUAAUAGAAGAGUUACUUUCUUCGAUAAAAGGAAUAUUUCCUCAUGGGGUUAAUCUUGCUAUGGCAAAGGUGAAAAUUACUAAAGGAAUUCAUCGACCGAGGCUAUUAAUUUCUGGCGGAAAUUUGUCGGAAGGUCAAGGGCCACCCUUAGCACAGGCACUAUUGUAUCACAUGGAACAUCUACCAGUUCAAACGUUAGAUGUUAGCACUCUUUUUGCAGAAAGUGGACGAUCUCCAGAAGAAACCUGCGUGCAGGUAUUUAAUGAAGCUGCCAGAAAUGUACCGUCCAUAAUUUAUAUUCGAUCGAUUGAUCAGUGGUGGCCACUCGUACCUGAAACUGUCAAAGCAGUUUUUUUGUGUCGUAUCGCAGCCCUCGAUCCUUCAUUACCCAUCUUAAUUUUAGCCACAAGCGAUAGAACAUAUCAAGAUCUUCCGAUUCAAUUACGAAGCCUUUUUAGCGAGCUUCGCGGAGAAGUUUAUUCUAUGAAAACACCAACAGCGGAACAAAGAUCGAAAUUCUUCCGACCUAUUUUUAUGAUUCAAAGUCUAAAACCACCGAAAGUAAAGGAUGAUAAAGUAGAAGUUUUAGAGGAACUUCCCUUAGCACCAGAUCCUUUGCCAAAGAAGUUAACGGAAGAGGAAAGGAAAUUGAUAUACGAGAAAGAAGAAGUGUCGCUAAGGGAAUUAAGAAUUUUCUUAAGGGAAAUUUGUGCUAAGCUCGCAAGGAAUAGACAAUUUUUUAUGUUUACAAAACCAGUAGACACGGAAGAAGUGCCGGACUAUAAUAUGAUAAUACAGCAGCCAAUGGAUUUAGAAACAAUGAUGACAAAGAUUGAUAUGCAUUGUUAUCUCUGUGCACGAGAUUUUCUUGAUGAUAUUGAUCUAAUAUGCAAAAAUGCUUUGGAAUAUAAUCCAGAUAGAGAUCCGGCGGACAAAUUAAUAAGGCAUCGUGCAUGCUCUCUACGCGAUAAUGCAUACGCGUUGAUAAAAGCAGAAUUAGAUUCCGAUUUCGAGGAUAAAUGUCGUGAAAUUUCGAAGAACCGAAGAGUUACUGAAAGUUCAGUUAGCAAUGAGGCCGAUAAUAAGAAUAAUCGGCCAAAAGCGGAGCAACCUGUAACCAUAUCCGAACGAAUAGAUAAAAAAGAUUCUACGAAUUCUAGUCAUUCUCUUGUUGUAAAUGGAAAGAGAUAUAGUAAUUCUAGGAAGCGUAGGAUACCAGCUUGGGCAAGGGGUUAUGUUAAAAAAGUUCAUAAAAAGAAAAAGAUUGCAUUCGAUGAUAGUUCAACUACACUCGAUACCAAGGUCUGCUUAACUAAUGAAUCUACUACUAGCAUCGAUUUAGAAAAGUUCCAAGAAUUCGAAACCGAAGCAAAUAGUGUUCUAAAUGGUCAUAUACGUUUGUUUGAUAAUACCGAUUCCGAGAAUGAUUCGCAAAAUGAAAGUUCAAAGUAUGCGCAAGCAACUCAAAGCAAUAACGUUCCUGAUCAACGCAUCGAUGAAAUUGAAAAUGUGGAGAUAUGUUUUACAGAGGAAGAGAAACAAGUAGAAAAUAGUGGAUCUAAUUCUUCGUCUAGACGAGAAAGUAUGGAUGAAUUAUCAUUCGCCAUCGAAAGUGAUUCUUGUCUUGCUAGAUUCGAAGGUGAUGAGAAGCUUCUGGUAGACAAAAAUGAAAUGGAAAAUGCAUGGCAAUAUACCGUUAAUAGUACUAAUGAUUUUCCUGUUGAAGUAUUAUGUGACAUUUAUGUACAAUUGAGUCGAUGCGUAGGGAAAUAUGCUCAGAGUUAUGAUAGAAAAUCACUGCCAAAGGAUUUGCUCAAGGAAGUGAGAAAGUUUGAAGAAUUCAAGACAACGUAUCAGGAAGCUCACGAUAUCGCAAAUCAAAUGGACAUAGUAUAAAUCAUCUGCGAGGUUUAGAACAUAACAAAAAUUUUUUUGUACACAAGCACUGAACGAAGGUGAUCAGUAAAUGUGAAAUCACAUGAUAAUUUAAAUGAUUCUUUUUUUUUUUUUU